CUUGGCUCCUCGGGCCAGUCUGCCCCAGCGUUUGGCCUUGGCACCUCGGGCCAGUCUGCCCCAGCAUUUGGCCUUGGCUCCUCGGGCCAGUCUGCCCCAGCGUUUGGCCUUGGCUCCUCGGGCCAGUCUGCCCCAGCGUUUGGCCUUGGCUCCUCGGGCCAGUCUGCCCCAGCGUUUGGCCUUGGGUCCUCGGGCCAGUCUACCCCUGCGUUUGGACUUGGAUCUUCAAGCCAGUCCGCAUUUGGACAGUCCAUUGCUGGCCAGUCUGCUCCUGUUUUUGGAAAUAUAGUUAAUAGUCAAUCUGGUGCACUCCUGGGACAAACUACUACCCAGUCUACUUCAGCUUUUGGAAAUGUCACCACUGGUCAGUCUGCCCCCCUAUUUGGACAAGCUACUGCUGGACAGUCUUCCUUUGGGCAAGCAACUAUUGGGCAAUCUGCACCUGCAUUUGGACAGACUACUGCUGGUGUAUCUGCUCCUACAUUUGGACAGGGCUCUGUAAGCCAAUCUGCCUUACCCUUUGGCCAAUCUAUUACUAGUCAACCAGCUUCUUUUAUUGGACAGGGCCCUACAAGCCAAACCACUUCACCAUUUGGACAAACUACCACAAGCUCAUCUUCCAUUUUUGGACAAGCUUCUAAUAGCAACUCUGCGUCCUUAUUUGGUCAAACCCCUACAAGUCAGUCCACUCUGCUUUUUGGACAAGCUACAUCCAGCCAAGUCGCACCCACCUUUGGGCAGGGCUCAACCAGUCAGUCGACAUCCAUAUUUAGUCCAGCUACAACCAGGAUGUCUGCAUCUCCAUUUGGAGUGGUCAUGACUAGCCAGUCUAUUUCCUCUAAUAGCCAAAAUGCCAGUCAAAACACUGAUACUCAAUCAGACUCCAUUUUUGGAAGGAAUGCAACUGUGUUUGGGCAGACCAUCAGUGAAUCACCCUCUGAGUCUAAACAAUCACCUUCCAGACAGAUGUCUUUACUUGGUCAAGGUUCUGUGCAGGGCCCCCUGUUUGGACAGACAUCAUCAGGUCAAGGUUUUGGGUUUGGAAAGGUCUCAUCUUCUUCCCAGAUGCCUGUUUUUGGGCAGGCUACAGGUGGACAAAAUUUUAGCUUUGGCCAAGGAACAACUGCUCCCUCUGGGCAAGAAACCUCAAGCCAGCCUUCUAAUUUUGGAACGGCCAUAUCUGCGCAAAAAACUGUAUUUAGUCAAAAAUCUGGAAACCAAACUAUGUUUGGUAAAACAGUUAGUGGCUGUGACUCAGUUAGGGAAUCAGAUCAGUUUCUUUCUGGCCUACCGACUUCAUCUGCCCAGGAUACAUCGAAACAGACAUCUGUGUUUGGAACUUCUGACCCUAAACAGUCUGGUACACAGUUGCCUUUUGGUGGAUACGAACAACACUCAGUUUUUGGACAUGGUGGGAUUUCUAGAAAGGUCCCAGGUUUGGGAGAAUCAUCUGUCAAAUCUGCAUUUGGGCCGCAAACCACUUCUGGACAACCUGCAGGAGUAGCACGAACAAUGGAUGGGCAAGCACUAAUGAAAACGGAGCCUGGUUCAACAGAGUCUACUAUAACCACCACUUUUGCAUCAUCCACAUUUGCGCAGACAUCUAAUGUAUCCUCGUUAAAUACAGAUAAUAGAUUCAAACCUCCUGCAUAUUCUACUUUUAAGCCGAUCUGUGGAACGGUGGCUGCUCCAGAAAAAAAACAGGGCACUGAUCCCACUUCUUUCUCCUUUGUGAGUCAUGCUAAAGGUGACACAGAAGAUCCAAGUUUAAGUGGCAACCCGGGGCAGUCAAGUGAACCAAGCAGCUUCUCCUCAGACUACAAAAAUAAGGGUGAAAGUUCCUCUUCAGUGCCUGUAUUUAGAAAUGUUGCUAGCAACUUCACCAGUAUUGUGAGCCCUAGUAGCAGUGCAGGAGUCUCAGACUUUUUGGAAGAUACCAGGAAAGAAGAACCUCUCAAAAGUUUUAAAAGGAAGGAUGAUCGGAAUCACUCCCCUAGCAGACUUGAAACCCCGACGUCAGAAAAAAGCGAUAUUUCCCCAGGGAAAAAACAAAGUAGACACCAGUUAUCUGGAGGAGCUAACCUCUUGGUAAGGAGCUUGUAUGAUGUUGUGAAGAGCCAAAUGAGGCCUAAUCAAAGAAAUUCUAAAAGGGAUGAAGCAACGGCCGGUCAGCCUACAGAACAAGAACCUUCCCCAAGUCAGUCGACGGUUGGUAAAACUGAACCAGUCCAGCAAACAUCCAGCAAAUUCCAAAUUUCAGCUGGGCCAAGUCAGUCAGCACCUAGCAGACAUUCUUCUUCAGCUAUCAACUACCAGACAGGUGCCAGAGCCUUUCCUACAGCAGGUCCUAGUCAACCAGCGUCCAACAAAUUCCGACCUGUACAAGAGGACAAGACUGAAUCCGCAGACGCUGCAGUUUUCCCUCCAAAGACCCCAUUGCGCAGAGCAAGGCGUGCAAAUAGCAGUACAGACAGCACAGGGCCUCUUUCUCCAACUGAGCUUACUGCAAUCCAGGUGAAGAAUUUGCCCCAGCAUCUCAACGACAAGCAAAGUUUGGAGAAGUAUUUUAGCAAGUUUGGAAAGGUGCAGCGUUUGUACUGCAAGCCAGGGAGCAAGCUUGCAAUCGUUCAUUUCCUCACUCACACAGCUGCUGCUCAGGCCAAGAAAAUGGGAAAGAAGUUGCACAGGGAGGUGUCCGUGUUUUGGCAUCGUAAGAAGACCAGUCCUUUUAAAAAGGAAUCUUCUUCAUCUAAGAUGACAAGUCAGCAAGAAAAUAGGGAGGAAAGUGAGAUGACCACAGUCUCAUUGCAGUCUUCUGGGCGCAGAUUUUUGUCCCGAGAGCCAACUGCAAGCAGUGGUUCCAAGGGAUCGCCUCACAAGAAAUCUCUUGUCACUGUUCAGUUUGAUACUGACAGCGCCGAUUCCCCAGGCCCUUCUUCUGAUACUACAGGAUCAUCGCUGCCACCUUCACUUUCACAUCUUGUGGGUAUUGUGGCAGAAAGCUCAGAAGAAAAAUAUCGGUUGCUGGACCAAAGGGACAGGAUUUUGAGGCAAGCCCGGGUAAAGCGAACAGAACUAGACCAGGCCAAAGUGUUUGUGGGCACUUGUCCUGACAUGUGUCCAGAGAAAGAACGAUACAUGAGGGAUACUCGCAACCAACUUAGCUCCUUUGAGUACUUUCCAGGAACUGAUAAGUUGGACCAUGCAGCUGCCAUCAAGGAGUAUAGUCGUUCCUCUGCUGAUCAAGAGGAACCGCUUCCUCAUGAAUUACGCCCAGCUCCUGUACUAAAUAUGACAAUGAAUUACCUUGUAACUCAGAUCAUGGACCUUGGGGAGGAUAAUUACCGGGAAUGGUAUGAUUUUGUGUGGAACCGCACACGUGGGAUUAGAAAGGAUAUAACACAGCAACAUUUGUGCAACCUUGUGACUGUGUCGCUGAUGGAGAAGUGCAUGCGUUUCCACAUACACUGCGCCCACCAGAUGUGUGAGGAGCCCAUGUCCUCGUUUGAUACAAAGAUCAACAAUGAGAACAUGACAAAAUGCCUGCAGAGCUUAAAAGAGAUGUAUCAGGAUCUUCAAAGUCGAGGCGUGUUCUGCCCCAAUGAGCCAGAGUUCAGGGGCUAUAGUGUUUUGCUCAACCUGAACAAGGGAGACAUUCUCAGAGAGAUCCAACAGUUUCAUCCUUCUGUCCGCAACUCUGCUGAAGUAAAAUUUGCAGUACAAGUAUUUUCAGCCCUGAACAGCACGAACUUUGUCAGGUUCUUCAAGCUGGUUCGGUCUGCAUCUUAUCUAAACAGUUGUAUAUUGCACUGUUACUUUAACCAGAUUCGAAGACAUGCUGUACGGAGCCUCAAUGUUGCGUACACUGCCAGCAUCCAGAGAACCACAUUAUUUCCUCUGGAUACCAUGGUUCAUCAGCUGCUCUUCCAUGAUGUUAAUGACGCAGCACAAUUUCUCAAUUCCUAUGGCCUUAGCGUGUUUGAUGGGAAUGUUGAGCUGAAUCGUGCAGCAUUCACUGAGCCAGAGGUUCCUCCUAGCCCUAAGAAGUGCUUAUUUAUCAGCCAAAAGCGCCAGGUUUCCGUGGGGGAAAUAGUGAAUGGUGCACCGCUCCCUCUCUUUACCCUUCACCAUCCCGUGUGCAGCUUUGACCUUCAAAACAAGUUUACAGGUGGAAUUAGCAUUAUGGACCCUGGAACCAGAGAAAACCAAGAGACACCUGGUGACCCUGAGCCAGAGAACCGAGGUAUUGUGUCUGAAGAGCUCACUAUGAAACCCUUGGUUGCUCUUCUACCAUCUACUGUAGAGUCUGCAUCUGUUCCUAUACAGACUGCUUUCCAGACGGUAUUUCCGCCAGCGCGAACCCAAAGCCCUCCUAAGGUUCUUUACAGCGAGCAGGAUAUUGCUGCUGUCAUGGAAGAACUUGUAGAAGACACGUUGAAAGAGCUAGGUGACGGUCUCUGCGAAGCGGCAGCUGCCUACAUCGCUUUUGCUGCUGGAGAGUCCUCUAUACUUUAUGACACCCUCCUUACAGAAGUGAUCUCGGAAUUUUCAGUUAAAAUUGCUAAAGAAGUCGUUCAAGCUGAGACUGAGAGCGUAAAAGAGGAAAAACGCAGACAAGCAGAGGAAGCCAGGCUAAAGCAGGAGAGGGAGAGGCUGCUAACUACGAUCAGCCAUUUGCAGUGCACUGAGCUGCUUAAUGACGUUUUGACUAAAUGCAUGUACAGUAUUUCCAGUGAAACUCUGCAACAAGCUCUGCAGCUGGACCAUAGCGCUCGUAUUGCACGCUGCUCCCAGGAAGUGUGCGAUGGAACAGUAGAUCGGUUCCUCAAUGACGAGAUCUUCCUGUUAGCCAGAGAAUCACUCCGUCAGAUGCACCUUUACAGCAAAUACACCCAGAGAUGGAAGGAGGUGUUGGCUUCACGAAAGAGGCUGAGACGUCAGAUGAGAGGGUUUCCGGCUGCUCCUGGUUCUGUGGCCUGCAGUAACACAAUUAAGGUGUUACUACCCAGUGCACCUUUUCCACCUGAUGAUGAGAACCUGGCUAAAGGUUUUCUUGACAUGGGACAUGCAGGAAAAUUAAGUGUGUCUUUCACCAGGCUUCAGCAGCUACAGGAGCAGAUGUUCCAUAAAAUGAAGGUUCAGCAUUUUGUACAAGAGCUUCUUUGUGAUUCUGCAUGGACCCCUUUAGAACUGCCUCCUUUGCUUGUUGAGAACCUUCGUGCAUUGAAGAACUAUAUUUUUUGGAAAAUGGUUCUUAUUUUGCCUAAAAGUGAUGAACCCAAUGACCCUACAAGCAUCCUCUGUGAGUGGUUAAAGGUGAAGUUCUACAGAAUGGAUUCACAGCUAUUACAGGAUCAGGGACAACCGGUUCAAACACUUGCACUGUACAGCUUGUUACAGCCGUACAAAGACCACUCUGUGGAUGUUAAUGUGUGCGUCAAGGUGGUACAAGGUCCCCUUAAACCUUCUGAGAUGGAGCAGGUUGAAGCUCAAAAACAGCUGCUGGGGACGAGUGCCCUCAUGCUCUUGUUGCCUACUCGUACAGAUGUUACUGAUGAUGACUUAUACUGGAUUACUGCUAUACUGCAGCUAAAGCAACUACUGCAAGCCAAGCCUUUCUGCCCACCACUUCCGCUUGCUGUGCUUGUACCAGGGCAGCACCAGGAUUUAGUGAGCAAGGUGGAAGAAGGGCUUAAUCUUACAGAUCUUGUUUCACAUGGUCUAAUCUCAGAGUAUAUAGUUAUCCUGGUCCCGGAUACCGUGAAUGAUAUGCAAGGGUCGUACCAGGUCACCUCUGCUGUACAGUUCCUUUUGUCCAACUGUCCUCGCUCCUUGGACUUGUGCUGUCUACCAUUGCAGCAAUAUAUAGAGGAUGGUGUGUGUUGUACCUUUAGUAAACGCUUUGAUCAUGAUGUAUCAGAACGCAAGAAAGCACUGCUUCCGUCCCAGGAUCCUGCAGCCAUCAUCGAUCUGUAUAACUACUCGAUCUCGUUCCUGGCAGAAGCUGUGUCUUCAGAACACUUUUGUGACUUGUCUUGGCCAGUAACAGAGUUUACAUGUCCAAAGGGUAGUUCUGUAAUGCCCCACCUUGGCUGGAAUGGUCCUGCUCAUCUGUCUUGGCUAAAAAAAGUGCUGCUUUCCUUUCAGAUACCGCAAAUGGAUAAACCACCGCAAGGGGCACCCUGGCCCCCUGUUCGUGAUAUGAUCCUGGAAUAUGCGAGGCAGAUUUGUAGGCGUCAAGAGGCAUUUCCUGUCCUCCUCUCUGAGGUCCAGUGUCUCCUGGGACGUGCAUAUAAGAGCUGGCAAGACGGGCACAACGAACCAGAUGGUUUUGGACCCGCUAUACAAGACAUUCCUUGGGAUAACUUAAUUUUCCUUUGUAUUAACCACCGACUAAGAGACUGGGAUUCACCCGCAAUAAUAAACUCUUCAGGCUCACCUGAAGAACUCUUGGUGUAUUUUUUGGAGGGAGAUUUAAAAAAAUUUACGCCUCCCAAGACAUGGGAGAACGCUCGUCUUGACACUCACAAGGAAGCGCUGUGGACCAGUGAUAGCGGUUUUCCUACCAGAAGACAGCAUUCCUCAAAGACGGACAACGCUGUGAGAACCCUUCAUUUUAUUUCUGAACAAAAUAUGGAUGAAGGGACACAAAAUAAAGUGACAAAUAUCAUCAGUGCUCUUCCACAGCUGAAACAAUCUAUAUUGGCUGAGAAGGAAGAAAACCGAAGGUUUGAAGAGAGGUUGCAACAUUUUAUUGAAGAGGAACAGCUGGAUGAGUCUGUGUCUGAUUCCCUGCCUUUAUACCUCCCUGAUGCUCUGCUGAAAUCUAUAAACAUUCUACCAAAUCCAAGUGAUGGAAACCAAUCCAGUACAUCAUUGCUUCUAUCCAGAGAAAGUGCUGCAUGUACAUCUCCUGUACUAAGAUCCUUUAGAGAUAGUGAUGUGGGCACCUCAGCCAUGUUGGACUCUGGAGCUGAUGGUGCGGCAGGUUUGUUCCAGCUCUCUUUAACAGAACGCAUGGACCAACUGCAAAGACUUUUGAAAGCAAGCCAGCAGGAGGCUAGGGCUGAUGAACUUCAUUUGAGCAUACUCCUGGAUUUGGGAGAACCAUAAAGCAAACCCAUUUUUUAAAUUAACCAUAAUUGUCCCUUGCUUUGCUGUGUAAAAUUUUUAUUAUAAUAAAACAUGUAUU
Spea bombifrons (plains spadefoot toad) is the source of this 7192-nucleotide messenger RNA. RefSeq names its product minichromosome maintenance complex component 3 associated protein (gene MCM3AP). The annotation marks the transcript as partial. Lineage: Eukaryota; Metazoa; Chordata; Amphibia; Anura; Pelobatidae. Gene Ontology annotation, molecular function: RNA binding. Gene Ontology annotation, biological process: mRNA export from nucleus. The transcript has 27 exons. Gene Ontology annotation, cellular component: cytoplasm; nucleus; transcription export complex 2. The record is from RefSeq and is a predicted model, not a curated record.